Microthlaspi erraticum is the source of this 762-nucleotide messenger RNA. NCBI's taxonomy places the organism in Eukaryota, Viridiplantae, Streptophyta, Magnoliopsida, Brassicales, Brassicaceae. The record is from the annotation of a GenBank genome assembly.
AUGUUGGCGAUUUUCCAAAAGGCGUUUGCUCAUCCACCGGAGGAACUAAACAGUCCGGCGUCAAACUUCACCGGCAAAAACCCAAAACUUCCCGGAGAAACCCUCUCUUACUUCCUCUCUCACCAUCCCGACACUUCUUUCUCCAUGAACUUCGGUGACUCCGCCGUUCUCGCUUUCGUCCGCCCCGAAAACUCUCUCCGUCAAAGAGUGUUUUCAGGAAUCGACGGAAUCUACUGUGUGUUUCUCGGGGCAUUGAACAAUCUAUGCGAUCUGAACAAACAGUACGGCUUAUCUGGAAAAACCUCAAACGAAGCAAUGUUUGUGAUCGAAGCUUAUCGUACACUUCGUGAUCGUGGUCCUUAUCCAGCUGAUCAAGUUCUCAGAGGUCUCGACGGAAGUUUCUCCUUCGUCGUAUACGAUACUCAAACCUCCUCUGUUUUCGCAGCUCUGGGAUCUGAUGGAGUAGAGAGUUUGUAUUGGGGAAUAGCUGCAGCUGGAUCUGUUGUAAUGUCUGAUGAUCUCAAGAUCAUUAAGCAAGGUUGUGCUAAAUCAUUCGCUCCUUUUCCGACUGGAUGUAUGUUUCAUAGUGAGAGUGGUUUGAUGAGUUUUGAGCAUCCGAAGAACAAGAUGAAGGCAAUGCCGAGGAUUGAUAGUGAAGGAGUGAUUUGCGGAGCGAACUUUAAAGUCGAUGCUUGCGCCAAGAUCAGUAGCAUUCCGAGAAGAGGAAGUGAAGCUAAUUGGUCUCUGUCGAAUUUGAGUUAA